Phyllotreta striolata is the source of this 546-nucleotide messenger RNA. Lineage: Eukaryota; Metazoa; Arthropoda; Insecta; Coleoptera; Chrysomelidae. The record is from the annotation of a GenBank genome assembly.
AUGCAAAUAAAUCAAAAAAAACAGGCAUUUUGCGUUCUGUUCGUCCUAAAAUUGACUGUUGCCAGUAUCGGCGAAGGCGAACUCGGCGAUUUUGGAGAAAGUCACGGAUGGGAAAACUUUCAAUCGACUUCAUCGGACGAGCACAAAUACGACUUAUCGCCCCACACGAUCGUACACACCAAACCCGUUCACAUACCGGUGGUGAAGAAAACCGGAGUACCGCACCCUCAACCCGUCCACAUUCCCAUACCCCAAGUAGUCAAAGUCGGCGUUCCCCAGCCUUAUCCCGUCCAAGUAGCCGUACCUCAUCCGGUCGCGGUACCCAUUUACAAACUGAUACCUCAAGAAAUAGAGAAGAAAAUCCCCAUUCACGUUAAUAAGUUAGUCCCCGUUUACAUCAAGAAACCCUACAAAGUCAUUUUGGAAAAACAUUACCCGGUAUACGUCGACAAGCCCUAUCCUGUUCACGUACCCGUUUACAAACAUGUCUACCAAGAAGCUAAGAAGAGCCACAGUGGAUUCGAUCACCAUGAAAAACACCAGUAG